Pyricularia oryzae 70-15 is the source of this 270-nucleotide messenger RNA. RefSeq lists its product as uncharacterized. Lineage: Eukaryota; Fungi; Ascomycota; Sordariomycetes; Magnaporthales; Pyriculariaceae. The coding region runs from base 1 to 270 and encodes 89 amino acids. The transcript has 2 exons. The record is from RefSeq and is a predicted model, not a curated record.
AUGCUUAGGCGACGCCAGGUACCAGGUUAUAGAUUGAACUCUAUUCUCCAAAGAAAUCCUUCGCCGAGCACCCCGUGUGGCCAACCAGAGGACUUGGGCACCGAGGUUUACCCCAUAUUACCAUAUCAUCAUAAGCGAACCGCCCCUGUGGACCCCCAGGAAAGUGGGUGUCUUCUCUCGACAGCCCCGCCAAGAAUGAACCACUUUAACAUCCGCUAUCCCCGUGGUACGAGUCGGACAGGCAUCGUCCUUGCAUCGGCGUGUUAUUGA